Molecule: messenger RNA, 1365 nt
Organism: Rhopalosiphum padi (bird cherry-oat aphid)
Lineage: Eukaryota; Metazoa; Arthropoda; Insecta; Hemiptera; Aphididae
Product: piggyBac transposable element-derived protein 3-like
Exons: 2
Coding region: 1-1365 (454 amino acids)
Source: RefSeq, a predicted model, not a curated record
AUGGCUAAAGGGUUACGUGAACAUGAAAUUUUUGAUUUAUUGUGUGAUGGUAAUGUAUCAGAAUUAGAUUUUUCGGACGAAGAAACGGAAGAUCAGUUCGAUAAUGAAGAACUGCAACGAUUAUUAAAUGAUUUUGAACAAUGGGAUGACCAAGACGAGCUGAAUGAAACAGAAAAAAUUCCAAAAAACAAUAUAGAUAAAUUUAUAAAAGUUCGUCCUUUAUACGAUGCAAUUAAUAAAAAAUGUAAUAGUUUGCCGGUUGAAAGAAGGUUAAGUGUUGAUGAACAAAUGGUUCCCUAUAAAGGACAUUUGCAAAUGAAGCAAUAUGUAAAAGGUAAACCCUGUCCGUGGGGUAUAAAAGCAUUUUUGCUAUGUGGUGAAAGUGGUAUGGUUUACAAUAUACUGCUUUAUCAAGGGGCUACCACCGAAUUAGAUACAAGUACACAAAAACAAUUUGGUCUAGGCGCUAGUGUAGUAUUACAUUUAACAAAACACCUUGAAAAAAAUAGGCAUUUCCUUUUUUUUGAUAAUUUUUUUUCAACGUUUAAUUUAUUUGAACAGUUGCAAGCCAACCAAAUAUACUCUGUUGGUACUAUUCGUACUAAUAGAUUCGCAAAUCCACCCUUAUUAACCGAUAAACAAUUAGCCAAAAUGGGAAGAGGUACAGCCUUUGAAAUUUCAACUAAUAUGGAAAAUUGCAAUUUAUGUAUGGUGAAAUGGUAUGAUACAAGGUCUGUUACCUUAGUUUCCAAUUAUAUAGGAUCCGGACAGUUGGACACUGUAAGACGUUGGGAUAAAAAAUUAAAAAUGUACGUCAAUAUUGAAAGGCCGGAAAUAAUAACAGCAUACAAUACAUCAAUGGGUGGUGUCGAUAAGGUAGACCAACUCAUCAGUUAUUAUCGAACAUUUAUACGUUCAAAAAAAUGGACACUACGAAUGAUUGUACAUGCUUUCGAUCUAAUAGUUGUUAACUGUUGGAUACAAUAUAAAAAAGACGCUGACCAUUAUAACGUAAAUAAAAAUAAAAGAAAAGAUCUGCUACAUUUCCGAAUGGCACUUGCGGAAAAUCUCAUAAAAGUAGGCCAAAAUGUACCAAUAAAACGUAGGGGAAGACCUCGUGCAGAUACAGGAGAUAAUAAUGAAGUUUCAACGAUACCCAAAGUACGAAAAGUCGAUUCCAGUCAGCCAACAGAUGAUGUGCGAAAAGAUAAAUUUGAUCAUUUUCCUGAGUUUGAUACAAAAGGCCACACUUCGAGAUGCAAAAAUCCUGGAUGUAAAAGAAAAACGCACAUAUUUUGCAUAAAAUGUAAUAUCCACUUAUGUCUUGAUGGUACAAGUAAUUGUUUUUAUAAUUUUCAUCAGUAA